AUGAGCGACCGAGCCAGCCCAGAGCAGGGAUCGCAGGCUGUCCCCCCCUCCCAGCUGACAGCAGCUGCUCUCCAGAGCCUCACGCAGAGCUGGCACCGCAGCCGUCGGGCCCAGCGGGGUUUCCAGGCCAUCUGGAGACCCAGCGUCUUCACCUGCCCGCCCUGGGAGCACCCACCCCCACGGGGGUCCCACGGGCAGGGUGCCUCCCACCCGUCCCGGCCCUGCCACGUCUCCCAGCGCCGCCUGUCCCCAGGGUGCCCGCGGCAGGGCGAAGGCCGGCGGGCGAGACCGCGGCGGGGACCCCAACUCUACGACACCCCCUACGAGGAGUGGGAGACGGCAGGGGAGGGCCCGGGGGUGCCCACCACCCGUGAGAGCCGCCUGCCCCGCGACGACGAGCGCCCGGCCGACGAGUACGACCAGCCCUGGGAGUGGAAGAAGGAUCACAUCUCGCGGGCGUUCGCAGUGCAGUUUGAGAGCCCCGAGCGCUCCCCCAGCCUGUCCCGGCAGCUGCCGCGGCCCCCCCGGACCCCCGCAGGCGCCAGGCCGGGCUGUCCCCCCAGCCCCAGGCACGUGGACACCUCGCUGCCCCUGGAGAAGCAGGCGUGGUACCACGGCCCCAUCGGGCGAGCGGGCGCCGAGACGUUGUUGGCGCUGUGCCGCGAGGGCAGCUUUCUGGUGCGGGACUGCGAGACCAGCCCCGACGACUACUCGCUCUCGCUCAGGUGAGCGGCUGCAGUGGGGGGGGGGACACUGGCACGGCUGCUCCUGCGGGCAGUGCCCAGCACCCCCGAGAUCGACCUGGCGGAGUCGCUGGUGGCCGAUAACUGUGUGACGCUGGCCUGGAGGAUGCCCGAUGAGGACAGUAAGAUUGACCACUACGUGCUGGAGUACCGCAGGACCAACUUCGACGGGCCACCCCGCGCCAAGGAGGACCAGCCCUGGAUGGUGGUCGAGGGCAUCAAGGGCACCGAGUACACCCUCACCGGACUGAAGUUUGACAUGAAGUACAUGAAUUUUCGGGUACGGGCAUGUAACAAGGCUGUGGCGGGCGAGUUCUCCGAGCCGGUCACUUUGGAAACGAGAGCGUUCAUGUUUCGGCUGGACGCCAGCACGUGCCACCAGAACCUGCGGGUGGAGGAACUCAGUGUGGAGUGGGACGCCACGGGCGGCAAGGUGCAGGACGUCAAGGCGCGCGAGAAGGACGGCAAGGGCAGGACGGCUUCGCCCGCCAACUCGCCUGCCAGGGUGGUGCAGUCGCCCAAGAGGAUGCCCUCGGGGCGUGGGGGCAGAGAUCGCUUCACCGCUGAGUCCUACACGGUUCUGGGUGACACGCUGAUCGAUGGCGAUGACCACUACUGGGAGGUGCGGUACGACCGGGACAGCAAAGCUUUCGGCGUGGGGGUGGCAUAUCGCAGCCUGGGCAAAUUCGACCAGCUGGGCAAGACCUCGGCCUCCUGGUGCCUCCACCUCAACAACUGGCUGCAGGUCAGCUUCAGCGCCAAGCAUGCCAACAAGGCCAAGGUGCUGGAUGUGCCCGUGCCCGACUGCAUCGGUGUCUACUGCAACUUCCACGAAGGGUGA
Haliaeetus leucocephalus (bald eagle) is the source of this 1584-nucleotide messenger RNA. It is a transcript of the gene FSD1, whose product is annotated as fibronectin type III and SPRY domain containing 1. The record is from RefSeq and is a predicted model, not a curated record. Gene Ontology annotation, molecular function: protein binding. Lineage: Eukaryota; Metazoa; Chordata; Aves; Accipitriformes; Accipitridae. The transcript has 10 exons.